AUGUUUAUUCUCGGUACACUUGGAAAUACUCUUGGUCUUAUUGUAUUUUCAUCUCGAAAAUUUCGUCGAGCAACUUAUGGUCGUCUAGCAAUUGCAUCAUUAGUUAUAAAUCUAUUAUGUGUCUUUCGGUAUUCAUUACUUUUACAUUCAAGUGCUCGUCGUUGGUUAACAUACAAAGUUGGUCAAUCAUGGUUCAAUUGUAAAUUAUAUAGAUUUUCAUCUUGUUUACGUAUUUUGUCAGCUUUGGUAAUUGUAGCUUGGACAUAUGAACGUUUCACGUAUGUCACCAUAAAUUAUCGAUUUUUUACAAAUCGUCCAUUCUUUAAACGGUAUAAAUUUUAUUUUAUGACAUUUAUUUCUCUAAUUAUUGUUGGUAUUCUUACUGGACCAACUGUUUAUUUCUAUCAACCAAGAUUAAUAAUUUUACCAAAUAAUCGAAUUAUAACUCAACAGGAUAUAUCAUCAACUUUAUCGUUCAGUUUAUCAAAUACUUCAUAUCAAGAAGAUUAUUCAGUGAAAGAUGACAAUUCAACAAAUAAUCAUUCAUAUCGAUCUGCAUGUACUUUAAAAGAAUCAAUUUCAACAUCAUGGUAUAGUUUUUUAAGCGAUGUUCGAUUUGGUUUAAAUUACACAACAUUACGCUCAAUACUUUCAGAAUUAAUUCCAUCUUUAUUUGUUAUCUUAUUUGAUAUUGGAAUAAUCAUUCAUGUUGUUAUAUCAACAUCUUCCAUAUCAACCAAUGGUCCAUCGACUAAUAAUCGUUCAAGUUAUCGUGGUUCACUUCAAAGUAAAGAUGGUGUCGAUGGUUUAAUAGUACAUAAUCGUCCACGUACAUCAUGGAUGAAUAUCGUCUUAAUUAUACAUUCAUUUCUUUUUUGUUUUUCAUCAUUAACGGCAACAAUUGUUCAUUGGUCAACAUCUGAUGCCCUUUUAUCAUACUGGACAAGUGUUGUCAUCUUAUCUAAUUGCUCAUUAAAUUUUUAUGUGUAUUGUUUAAGUGGAAGAUCAUUUCGAAAUGAAAUACGAAAGUUAUUUUAUCGUUAUUUUCAAUUAUAUUGUUUCGGAAGACUGAUGAAUUUAUUUCGGACUAAAUCACAAAGAGAUGACGUUACACAAAUUGUUCGAAUGCGUUUAGUUCGACAUCGAAGUACUAUUGUACCUGGACAAUCUACCGGUCAAUUUCGUGGAGCAUCGUCUCCUCCUACAUUUAAUUAA
This is a messenger RNA of Rotaria socialis, 1215 nucleotides long. NCBI's taxonomy places the organism in Eukaryota, Metazoa, Rotifera, Eurotatoria, Philodinida, Philodinidae. The record is from the annotation of a GenBank genome assembly.